Molecule: messenger RNA, 1279 nt
Organism: Xyrauchen texanus (razorback sucker)
Lineage: Eukaryota; Metazoa; Chordata; Actinopteri; Cypriniformes; Catostomidae
Gene: p2ry11
Product: purinergic receptor P2Y11
Exons: 2
Coding region: 157-1044 (295 amino acids)
Biological process (GO): calcium-mediated signaling; cellular response to ATP; G protein-coupled receptor signaling pathway
Cellular component (GO): plasma membrane
Molecular function (GO): neurotransmitter receptor activity; G protein-coupled ATP receptor activity
Source: RefSeq, a predicted model, not a curated record
GCAUGACAGUGUGAUUGCGCGCAUUCGUCUUCAGCCUCUACCCAGAAAAUCUGCUAUUGCAUGAUACAGGAAAUCAAGUUUUCUACAGGUUCGGGGGAGGCAGUCAGAGGAAUUAAGUGAAGCAGAAGUAUUUGGGACCAGAGCACAUCGGGGACAAUGAACAACUGCGAUUCCACGUUUCAAACACAUCUCCUACCCCCCAUGUAUGGCAUUGAAAUGUGUGUAGCUUUGGCAGGGAACAUAUUUGCCUUGUGGCUCCUGGCAACACGAGAGAGGCAGAAUUGGCACACUGGAGUAGUGUUCUCCUUUAACCUGGCCAUCAGUGAUGUGCUUUACGUCCUAACGUUGCCUUUGCUGAUCAUUUACUAUGCCAAGAACAAGCACUGGGCCUUUAGAAGCACUGCAUGCAAAAUCGAACGCUUCCUCUUCAACUGCAACCUCUAUGUCAGCAUUUUCUUCAUUAUGUGCAUCAGUGUCAACAGAUACCUCGCCAUCGUUCACCCCUUCUUCACACGGAGCUAUGUACAACCUAAACAUGCAAAGAUCACAAGUGUGCUGACGUGGCUAUUUGUGGUAAUUGUUUCAUCACCAGUCCUUACAUUUGCAGGAACUUCCCAAAAUAAAAACAGCACUCAUUGUGUGUCAAACUAUGAUGAUCAACUUGAAUCAUCCCAUUUUAAGUUCAAGUUAUUUCUAAUGGUUGUGGGAUGCAUGAUUCCUUUGGUAGUUACCGUUGCAUCUUAUUUAGGUGUGAUUUGGACAGUUUUGAUAAAUAAAAAUAUAACCACACUGGAGAAGAGGAAAGUAGCUCUGAUGGUUGUUCUGGUCUGCUUCCUUUAUGCCAUGUCAUUUGUGCCCUAUCAUGUUCUGCAAACAUACCAUCUGUAUCUGAGGAGGACAAAGAUUCAGAAUUGCUGGGUGUAUAAUUCAUAUCAAGUGUCAAAAGGACUAGCCACCCUAAAUAUGUGCAUACAUCCGCUUCUUUACAUGGCUGUUUUUGAUAGCAUACGGACAGCUUUCUGUGGUAGGAGCUCAGAUGACUAAGCCUCAUAACACAUAUCUUGUCAAAAACAUAACUGUGAUUUCCUGUCUCUAGCUUAGCAUUUGUGUUAAAGUUAGAACUCUGUUUUUGUCUAGAUGCAAUAUGUAGAUACUUUCCUACAUGUCAUUUUUGUGUUCACAAGUAGGCUAACCAUGGAAAUAUCUGACAAUUACAAUUGACUGACUAUUGAAAUUUACUUGAAACGAGCUUUAAGCUGGAAAUAUAUUCUACCUAUUA